Molecule: messenger RNA, 1482 nt
Organism: Electrophorus electricus (electric eel)
Lineage: Eukaryota; Metazoa; Chordata; Actinopteri; Gymnotiformes; Gymnotidae
Gene: txn2
Product: thioredoxin 2
Biological process (GO): cell redox homeostasis
Cellular component (GO): mitochondrion
Molecular function (GO): protein-disulfide reductase activity
Source: RefSeq, a predicted model, not a curated record
CGCAGCUCCAAAAUAACCCACUUCUACGCUCGCGACAUCCACGCGGAAGUUCCUCCCCCCGAGUGGUCCUUGGCCACACGUUUGUGCAGUACUAGCGUCUGACACGAUGGCUGCUCGUCUGUUCGCGCGGGGAGUCUGGGCCAUCUCCGUGAAAGAAUCCCGCUCCCUGUCUGCCUCUGCUUUGUGCUCUUCAUCCUACUCCUCUUCGUCGUCCCUGAGCCGGGCCCUCAGGCCGCGGUGCUUGCUGCUCCCCUGUGGGUCGCCGCGUGGUGCCCCCCUCUGUCUGCACGCCUGUCGGGGGGUCUCCUUCAACGUGCAGGACCAACACGACUUCACUGAGAGGGUCAUAAAGAGUGAGCUUCCGGUGCUCGUGGACUUCCAUGCCCAAUGGUGUGGUCCCUGCAAGAUCCUGAGUCCUCGGCUAGAGAAGGCCAUCGCUAAGCAGAAAGGUCGCGUUGCCAUGGCUAAAGUGGACAUUGAUGAACACACAGAUCUUGCUAUUGAAUAUGGGGUGUCAGCAGUUCCCACGGUGAUAGCCAUGCGUGGCGGUGAUGUCAUCGACCAGUUCGUAGGGAUCAAAGAUGAGGACCAGCUGGAUUCAUUUGUCAACAAGCUCAUUGGAUAAUAAACCUGUCAUUCACAGCCCUGCACCCAACUACUUUCCACCCUUCUAUUUAGUUUACAUCUCUGACUAGGUUUAUUCUUUUCUAUUCUUUUGUGUUCUUUCAUUUGACAGCAGGCCUCCCCGGUCCCCUUAAAAACAAAUCUGGUCUUCAUCGGUGCAUGGUCUCGCUCACUGUAUUCCUUGGUUUCUUAGGUGUGUGGGUGGGUGUGUGCACACACUUGCCUGAAUCCAUCACUUGUUCUCGCCGUCUCAUUUCCCACUGCUGCUGAUCUCAGCCCUCUGCCACUGUGUAAAGGGGACACUCUGUUAGCUUUAACACUUUUUAUUACAGCAUAGUGACUGUACUGCUGUAUUUUCUUUAUGUGCAAGUUGAGAGGUGACACAAAAUAAAAUAAAAUGUACAGUUUUAUAGCUGGAUAGUGCAGUUGUGUGAAUCUGCCCUUUGUGUCAGUUCCUGUUAUGGCCAAACGGGGGCAGCCUUCAUCUAACAUCCAAAGCCGUAGAGUCCUGUCCUCUCAGCACGAGGCCUGAGGAGGGAGAGGUCGUGGUCCGUAUGGAUCGGACGUCCAGAGCAAGAAUGCUGGACAAAGAGAAGUUCGUGUCUUUUGUGUGCAAACAAAUACAGUUAUGUGGAGAGGAAGAGGAGUGCCCUGGAUACAACGCUAGGAUUGCUUACUAAGAACGUGGGUGUGGGUGGGGGAGACCUGUUCUUCAUCCUAAGUCUGAUUAUGCCUCUGUUUUGACUGUGAAAUUGGAAUUUACUUGAAAGACAGGAACAUGGCUUUGGGUUUUACUUGGAUCAGAUUCUGUAAACCGCACAUCCAAUUAAAAUCUUAAAAAUAAAAGAAGUCAAGAGA